Triticum aestivum (bread wheat) is the source of this 1415-nucleotide messenger RNA. Its product is annotated as trichoplein keratin filament-binding protein-like. The transcript has 2 exons. The record is from RefSeq and is a predicted model, not a curated record. NCBI's taxonomy places the organism in Eukaryota, Viridiplantae, Streptophyta, Magnoliopsida, Poales, Poaceae. The coding region runs from base 147 to 977 and encodes 276 amino acids.
CCGGUCCCUUAUCUACAUAUAGAUAGAUAUUCACCCGAGGCAACUUCCAUCCACAUGGGCAUGAAGGACGACGGGCUGCAUCUUUUACCUUCGACGAGUGCGUGACAACACAACAGCAGCCGCAAGCAAGUGCAAGUCUCUGCAACAUGUCGUAUUAUCAUCGUUCGUAUUGGUCAGACUAUGUUGAAGAAUAUUAUAGGGCACGAAGGCUAGAGCAAGAAAAUUCCCGACUGUCCAACGAGAAGCGUGAACUGGAGAGGCAACUGGCGGAAAAGACGAGGACUGCUCAGGUGUCCUCGACUCAGGUCUUGACACUGGGGCACAAGGUGCGAGAGCUGGAGCGCCAAAACACCGGACUGUCCGGUGAGCUGUCCAAGCAAACGGAGGACACCCGGAAGGCGGGCCUGCUCUUCAUGAAUGCUGCCGAUAGGUACCAAGAGGAAGCUAAGAAGCAAAUUAGGGCAAAGGCAGAGGAAUUGGAGAACACGAGGAAGGCAGGUCUGAUGCUAAUGAACACCGCUGAUACAUACCAAGAAGCGGCAAUGAAGCAAAUUAAGGAGAAGGCGGGGGGGCUGCAGGACGCGAGGAAGGCGGUUUUGGCGCUCAUGAUAGCAGCAGAUGCGUACCAGGAAGAAGCGAAGAAGAAAAUUAAGGAUAAGGUGCAGGAGCUGAAGGUCAUGGGGGCACAGAAGGCAGAGCUGGAUGCGAGGGUAGAAUCUUUGGAGUCAAGGCUCAAGGCAGCUCUGGCAAAGAACUUGGAGUUGGAGGAUGAUUAUGGUAAGGUGCAGGCUACAAAUGAUAACCUUCGGCUGGGGGUUGAGAAAGAUGCAUCUGCAAAGGCAUUUGAUGCUGAGAAGGAAGAAAUCUUGACGGAAUUGGAGGACCUUAAGAUGAAGGUGGAGGUAACUCAAGCCAACAAGGAUUUGAUGGAGGGUGAAAAUGAUAAACUUCAAUUGGACGCUUUCACAGGAAUAUAGCUUGCUGGAAAGCAUGAGCUGAGAUGCUCAACAUGCAAUUAGGUACCUUGCCUCAGGCGAAAGAUGUAUAAAUCAUGAGAUAAUAAGGAUGCCUCAAGCGGAAACUUCCGAGCCAUCAAGCAUUUGGUGAAGGCAAGCUCUGGUUAUCGGAGGUUUUGGUAGCAGAGCAUAGUCAUAAAUUCUUUCAGAAGCUGAGGUUGAGAGGCUUAAGAAGAAUAUUUAGCCCGUAUUGUUACCAUGAGAACAUUCAUCACAUCCUCUUUUUAGUAGAAAAAUACUAAAAGAAAUUGGUGUUUGAAAUGGGCUUACAUUUGAUAACUAAACAAUAAUCGUGAGUUUGCUUAUCAAUAUACACCGAGCACAUUUAUCUAUAUUAUUUGAUAUAUGCAUGGUUGUCCGAGUCAUGUAACAUGAACACAAACAUAUAUUAUACCCUUU